AUGUCUUUGGAGCCAGCAGUGGUCGACGAACGACGCGUCAAGAGUAAUCAAGCGGCCAAGAUGGCACGGAAGAGUCAUGAUGACCAUCACAGAAGAUAUAUCACCGGGACAUUUGUCGGCGAUGAUAGGAAUCGUAACGACUGCCAACGUCCCAGUGACAGCGACGAUCGGAUGUCAGCCGCACUAGAAAUAAUAAGACCACGGGUCAAGCGGAAUAACUUUGGCAGCGGAGACGUCCGAAAUUGGGAACGAUCGGAUUGGGUGACCUGUGACUACGGUGAAAAGCCUGGAAACUUUGACGGGGCCGUCGAUUGGACGAAACCUCAAGCAGACUCAAACAUUGCCACGACGGUCGACGGCGCCUCAGACAGUUACCAUCCGGUUCGGCGACGACUUUACACGGACUGCGAACGCAGCGAGACCGCGACGCCUGUAGCAGUGGACGACGUGGACGACGCGUCACCCGAAGACCGACGGCGGCGACGGCACGGCACACAGCAAUGGUUCGGCAAUUGCUGGCGACCGAAACCGUCAUCAGCGGUACCCGACAUCCAUCAGAAUCACCAUCGUCGGGUGCACCGGCACCGUCACCAUCACCAUCAUACGCACCGUUUGCACAUGUGGACGAGCAGUUGCUGCUGGUGGCUGUUGGUGUUCUAUGCGGUGGUCGUAGUCGUUGCGUCGUUUGCCCGAGCUGCGCAUUCCGCCAAAGACGUUCCAGUUUACCACGUAAGAGCAGUCGCGGGGCAGCAAGCUCGUUUACCUUGUGAUAUCUCGUUGGUAUCCGACGAAGAAGAUGAUUUAUCAGAUCCAGGAGCUGAUUCACCGCCCCUUGACGGCGAAAGCUCUCUUGCAUCUGGAGCAAAUUUAAGGGAUGCUGUACUAUUGGUUUUAUGGUACCGUGAUGACCUGGGCACACCAAUUUACAGCGUGGACGCCAGAUCUUCUUCUACACAUACUCAUCAGCCGUAUGACUCCACGUCGUAUCAUUUGAUGACCACGGGUGCAGAAAGAUGGUCUGACCAACGAGUGUUUGGUGACCGAGCACAUUUUCAUGUUAACGCAGACAAAACAGAAACAGAAUUGAAAUCGAAAAUAAAUAGUCAAAAGAAAUCGACUGUCUCGACAUAUUAUUCAUCGGAAUUAAGAAUCGACCGGGUCAGCGUAAAAGACGCGAUUCACCUUUACCGGUGUCGAGUUGAUUUUAGAUUAGCUCAAACCCGCAAUUCAAAAGUGAAUCUAACUGUGGUCGUGCCACCGGAUCGCAUGGAAAUUAUGGACUUGGCCACGGGUCGACAGCUACUGCGACGACAAGACGGAGAUAGCGUUAAUAGCAAAAAUGAUCGAGGGUCGGAGGCGUCUACCACGACUACCACAACGGUCGUAGGGCCUUAUGUCGAGGGAUCGGACGUGCGUGUUCGCUGCCGGGUAUAUGGAGGCAAACCAAGACCUCGUGUAGCAUGGUUUCGAGAUAAUCGGUUAUUAAAACCAGAAUCUGACGAUCCUGAUGAUAUCAACGUUUCUCAACAACAAGACGUCACUGCUAUUGACGGUUAUGCGACAGCAACUGUUACAUCAAGCUCGUCCACUUCCACCGGAGGUGACAACUCGGAAGGAGUUUUAGAAGUAGAUCUGACCUUGACAGGAUUAACGCGUAGCGAUUUGCACACCGAACUCACUUGUCGAGUGUGGAAUUACUUUUACGACGACGAGGAGUAUUCAAUUAUUGUUACCAAUAGUGGUUCGAGUAAUAUUGAUACAAGUAUUGAAAAAGAAAACAUGAGCGGAGAUGUUGAUCCCAGCCGUUGGACCCUGAGACAACGUCAGUCUUCGUUGACAGCCGUCGUUCAUGUGGAUAUGAAUUUUCCACCAUUGACUGUUCAAAUCCUACCGAUCGCAGAAAAUGGCCACUUUAGUGGUAUUGACAACGAUUUACAGCCACCUCCUUUCACACAGUCUUCGGCGAAAAUGACACCAUUACCGUUACCCGAAGACGAUGAUCGUUUGUCUGUGCACAGCAGUAAGAUUCAAGAACAACGUCAGCUGCAACCAUUAACGGCUGGGAGGAAAUACGAGUUACCGUGUCGGGCUUACGGGUCACGACCGCCGGCAAAGCUAACGUGGUGGAUGGAUGGUCGGCGAUUAGACACUACACGUGAGACGACUUCAACCGACGGAAACUCAACGACAAGCGUAUUGACGUUCGUACCUGUUAAACCGACGAUCAAAUCACGUUACCAAGAACCCGUAGAAGCUGACGAGCACAGAACGUCUGACUAUGACGGCAGGUUAACUUGUAGGGCCGAAAACCCACAGCACCAACUGUCGACGUCCCAGCGAAAGCACACAAUAGCGGCCGGUAGUGAUUCGUCUGAUGAUGCCGGAACGCCUUUCAUACAAAGCACAUGGUUGUUACGGAUACAAUAUGUUCCUGAGACUCAAAUCACAUUGGGUACCAACUUACGAGCAGAUGACAUACGUGAGGGUACAGAUGUGUAUUUCGAUUGUACUGUGGAUGCGGUGCCACCUGCGUAUAAAGUCCAAUGGAAACGAGAUGGCAUAGAACUACAUCACAAUGCUGGUGGAGGUGGUUCAAUGUCUGGAAGCGGAUCAACUACAACAAUUAUUAUCAGUAAUCAGUCAUUGGUGUUACAAGGAGUCAGCCGCCGUGAGGCCGGUCAUUAUACAUGUGGUGCUGAAAAUGCUGAAGGUCCCGGGCCUCAUAGCAAAUCAAUUCAUCUCGAUGUUCUCUACGCUCCUACGUGUACACCAAGUAACAGUGCUGGAAAAGCUGUUCAACGAGUGGUUUAUGGUGUGGCAAAGAAAGAAACCGUAACGAUUGCUUGCCAUGUACAAGCGAAUCCUGCACCAACAGAAUAUCGUUGGUCGUUCAACAAUACAAUUUCUUCAAUUGCUACUGGUGGUGGAGCUGGGUCUACCUCGACGGGAUCCUUGAUCAAACAACGGUUCAGUAGUAUUGGAAAUUUAGCCGGUUCUUCUUUGAACUCAUCGAGAGUGUUAACUUAUGCUCCAAGAACCGAUUUUGACUAUGGAACGGUUGAAUGUUGGGCGCGAAACCGAGUGGGUAUGCAAGCGCAUCCCUGCGUCUAUCACGUCAUUGCUGCAGGUCGACCAGAUCGUGUAACUAAUUGUACGGUAGUGAACUCUAGAGCUGCUAUGAAUCUAAAUGGAACAAGAAGAUUAAGGAGUUCCAAAAACUCAGGAUCACACAUUUUUAUAAGAUGCACCGAAGGAUAUGACGGUGGCUUACCUCAACGUUUAUGGGCCGAAAUCAGAGAGGAUUCUAAAGUCCAACAUUCAGACUUAGGUGGUGACGAUUUAAGUGGAGAUUUAGUACUUAAUGUAACAGGUAUUGAUGAACAAGACCAACCAGGUUUCUCAGAUUUAAAUCCAGAUGAAAAUAAAAAAUCAGAAAAUGCUGCUUCUCCGCCGGUUAAAGUAUUUGUAGCAAGAGGUUUGAAACUAGGAGCUGUAUAUAGAGUUGAUGUGAUGGCUAGCAAUGCCAAAGGACGGUCAGAACCAUUAACAUUAAUGGUAUCAAUACCAAUGGGGAUGAUGGGAGUUGAUUCUGAUGAACAAAACCAGAACGGAAUUUCAAAUACAAUGACCACAAUAGACGGUCAAGAUCCCGAUCGAGCCCGGAAUUUACUAUUGGAACAACAACGAGAACAGGAACGUGAUCGAAGGUUGCAAGAGAAUGGUGGUGGCGUGGGAGAUUUUCGGAUGACGCGCGCCAUGGCUAUAGUGCUGCUCGUAGCCGGGUCAUUGGUAGUGGUCGCUUGCGGAGCGGCCACAUUUCUGCGGUACCGUCGAGACGACGACGACGACGACAACGAUGACGACGACCAGGACAACGGCCGUGGACCGGAACGGACUGUGGUGGACGUAGGCACAGUGUGCAUCGCAGGUGCAGGGAACAAGCCGGAAGGACCGGUGCACUGUCAGCCGGCCAAUGCAGACGGUUGCGCGGUUCCGCCGAACGUCGAGAUGCCGAACAACAACAACAACGUUGGUGUGAACUUCGGCAAUGGAAACAACAACAGUGGCAAAAACAUGACUCCGACCGACAACAGCAAGGAAUAUCACUGCGGUAACGUCGUUGGCGGACGGGUGGUUGGUGGCCUGCAGAGGAUCUGCAGCAACACGAUCGGCCGGGGUGGUGCAGUCCCGAUCGGUGCCUCUUGCGCAGACGGCGGUGGAUCGCAGCAAGACAUCGUCUCAGGAACGCCAAUCGCGCUAGUGCCACCUUCACGUGCGUCUCCGACGACUCUCUUGCGCGGCGCGUCGUCUAUCAACAACAACGCGCAGCAAUCGUCGUACGGCGCUACGUGCAAGCCAUCAUUACAGCAGAAAAUGUCACUGUCGGCCACCGCCGCCAUCGACCAACCGGUACAGGGCCGGAUACCGCAGUCGUACCACAGCAGGAACCCCGACAUCAUACCGGCGCCGCUCAUGUCGCCUGGCACCGUUUACAAUAACUACAACAGCGAUCUUGGUGACCCAGCUGACUCCAUGACUCUCAUCAUGGCUUCGUCCACGUCAUCAUCUCCAAUACACAACCACCGUCAACAGCAGGUCCAUCACCAGCACAACCGUUACAACAACCCGCCGGGACAAUACCACCCGGGCGUCAUGACUCUCCGUCGGCCCGUGGUUAUCAACACACAAUAUUAUGGCGGAGGCGGUGGCGGUGGUGGCAGCACUCUGCAGAGAAACAACCUACAACAACCCGACCCGAUCGUCAUGGUCAAAGGCGUCUCAGUGGGAGCUGUCAAUUAUCCGGCGACGGCGUCUUCGGCCGCGGCUUACUGCACCCUCCCACGUUCCUCUUACCACCACCACCACCAACACCACCAAAACCACAACCUGCACAACCACCAACAUCAUCAUCAACAGCAACAGCAACACUGGCAGCAGCAGCAGCAGCAGCAACAACAACAGGCGCAUCACCCACAGCAGCUGCACCAACUUCCCACCGACCUGGAAGUGGACGUGGUCGAACCGCCGCCGCCGCCCUGGCCACCACACAAUCUUACCGGCGCUUACCCGGCGACUGUGAUCGUCGUCCCGUCACCACCGUUGCCCUCACCACCGGUACAGCAGUCGACACCGACGGCCGCGGUCAUCGUUCCGGCGCCCGACAAACCUCAAGCGGUCAACAAACGAGAGAGCGCAGUAUGA
Molecule: messenger RNA, 5202 nt
Organism: Macrosiphum euphorbiae (potato aphid)
Lineage: Eukaryota; Metazoa; Arthropoda; Insecta; Hemiptera; Aphididae
Source: the annotation of a GenBank genome assembly